CAGCUUGCGGGAUGCUGCGCGAAGAAACAUCAAGCACUCGAAAGCAGUAACAGGUGACUGAAAAGUUUCAAAAAUGUUUGGUGGAUUUUUUGGGAUGUUGAGGAAGAAAAAGGAGCUGAUCCCACUGAUAGGGUUCAUGGCUUUUGCUGCAACAGGAGCCACUUCUGCUGCUCUCUAUUUUCUCUUUACCAAACCUGAUGUUAUCUUGAAUAAGACUCGAAACCCAGAACCAUGGGAGAGAGUGGAUCCAUCAAAACCCCAAAAGCUUAUUACCAUCAAUCAGCAGUGGAAACCAGUGGAGGAGCUGGAGCUGGUAAAGAGCCUCACCAAGUAAGGAGGAAAGGAAAGAAAGCUAAAAGAUGGUGGUCAGAGUAUGACUCCCUGCCUACCCCCCAUCAGUCUAACAGGAUCCUUUCUGCACAAACUAGGACAGUUUGACACUCAGUGUGCGGAAAUGCUUCUGCUCCACUGGUGGGGUUUCACUCUGCUCUGUAGUGGCUCGGCCCGACGACGUCCAUCUGUAAUGGUAGAAAUCUCUGCUAGUAGAUACUCAUACUGCCAUAAAGUCCAAAUCUGGGUUUCUGUCAUUACCGCUACAUAAUUAUGUAUAAUCAUAUUGAAUAAAUUGUGGUGAUAAAUGGUAGUUUACAGUUACCCUCUCACUGUAGAUAUGAAUGUAUGAGAAAUUUACAUGUGGAAGACAUGCAAUGUAUAAUCAGUAAUAUAAUAUGUAAUAUUGAUAAAUUAUGGUUGUGACUGUGUUCAUGUUUCUUUGUUGGACUGUUGCUUUUGUUCUCUGUGUUUAAGAAAGUACUGGAAAGAAAAUACUGAUGUCCUUUGUCUGCUCUGUGUGUAGGAGAGAAUAGUAAUGUCUCAUUAACAAAGUGUGUGUGUAUCAAUAAAUGCAAUGCAAUCAUUU
Scomber japonicus (chub mackerel) is the source of this 919-nucleotide messenger RNA. RefSeq names its product chromosome 1 C15orf48 homolog (gene coxfa4l3). Bases 74 to 334 code for a protein of 86 amino acids. Lineage: Eukaryota; Metazoa; Chordata; Actinopteri; Scombriformes; Scombridae. The record is from RefSeq and is a predicted model, not a curated record. The transcript is spliced from 5 exons.